GUUUACCUUUACGACAGUUGGCAGCGUUCCCAGUGAAUGAACAGGUAAUAUAAACCGUGUGUGCAAAUGCAGAUUUCAAUAGAAAGGAAAUAAUUUGUCGCAGAAGAUGGCUAUUCCUAGUUUUGCAAAAGCGGUCUCUAAUUGUUUGUCUCAUGUUCUUGAGAAUGUCGGUGUAAAUGAAGAGACAGUGGCAAAACGACGAGAGCUGUACCACCAAUCUGAAGUUAUAAAAGAGAUAGGGCAUAAUCUGAUGGCAAAGUAUUGCAACAUUCCAUCCUUUAAGAAUUACAAGAUAUGUCAUUUUGGAAGUAGAAUUGAAGGUUCAACAACAUUUGGUAUGAAUUCUGACAUCGAUUUGGUCUACUUGUGCCCUUUUCUGUAUUCGAUCGUACAGUCGAAUGUAAGGAAUACGCAAGGUUUGUGUAAGGUUAUGAUAGAAAAAUCAGCACCAAGUGGAUAUUGCAAACUUAAAGCAUAUGCAGUACCUGAACCUUAUUUUGUUGAUCAUAGGGGCGAUCGUUUUAUUCCGAACGCUCACAUAGAUGAAUACUUUCAAUGCACUAUGGAUAUGAGUGGAAUAUCACCAAUGAUAAAGAAUGGGCCUUCAUCAAGUGCAGGAAACACUGAUCAUAUCAAAGCAAUUCUAGUACCUAGCAAUCUGUUGAUGUCAAGUGAAAUCAUAAAACGGUUUCAUUCCUAUUCAUGGCCUAGCCAAAACAACACUUAUGACAAAGUAAAAGAGUAA
Messenger RNA from Ruditapes philippinarum (Manila clam), 745 nucleotides. RefSeq lists its product as uncharacterized. The transcript has 2 exons. NCBI's taxonomy places the organism in Eukaryota, Metazoa, Mollusca, Bivalvia, Venerida, Veneridae. The record is from RefSeq and is a predicted model, not a curated record. The coding region runs from base 107 to 745 and encodes 212 amino acids.